AUGGCGCACAAGACCAGCCCUUUCGAGGCCAUGCCUCUUGAGCUCCUUGUCAACGUCCUCAGCAACAUGUCUACGCCAGAAGAUGUUCUGGCAACCAUCAAAGCCAGUCCAGCCGCUUUGAGAGCAUUCAUGACUGGACCAGAGCGAAUCUACGCGGCCGCACUUGAGGCCUGCCUUGCUCCUGAAAUCUUUCGCGAGCUACUUGCGAUUGUGAAUGCGCCAGAUCACAACAACUGCCCAAAUGUAGCAGCUCCUCAGCCAGCCGAUGAAUGGGAGGAAGCUCGCGAUUCAGUCGUGGACGAGUGGAAUGCCUGGGCGCAGAAUGCAUAUGACUUCCUAAAGAGCCACGCCCGCGGCGCCGUCUACCCGAUUCCAGACCCCACCAUGAACGUCACGAAGUUCAACGGCCUGAUCAGGUUCAUGGUCCAACUUUACUUCUGUGUCUCCAAAUUCGUCAAUUUCUACCCGACCUUCGCCCGAAGCAACGCCGCAGGCACCCGGCUCGUUUUCCCACCCACAAACGGAACGGGCCAGCUGGUCCAGGAAGGUCGAGAAUGGCCACCGCUUACCUUCACAGAGCGGCUACGUCUUCAGCGAGGGCUCCUGCGCUACGAGAUGUUCUGUCGUCUGAUUGGACUGCCUUCAGUUGCUGCCAGUUGCAACCCUGAUGUCUGUGACGCGGCAAUCACCAAUCCAUCCGGCUCAGCCAUUUCCAAAAUUUGGGUGCUGAAUCCAUUUUCCGAAAUACUGCCCAUGGACGAGGUCGAGGAGAUAGUUUGCGCCUCUAUCUAUGUCAGGGACCUCUAUGACAGUCUUCGCUGGAACUCAUUUGAGGAAUUUCACAAUCAUGUCCUGGGCGUGAACCAGGGCCGUGGCGACGGCGUGCGUGAGCAGAACGGCAGUGAUGCGAGAAUGACCGCUGAAUAUUGGCUAUCACGGAAGGGGAGUAAAAUACUUGGCUUCGGCUCCUUGGAUCCGGGCCGGAUUUUCGAUUGGAGAGAAAGCAUGAUUCGACUGGGCUUGGUCUUUCUUGACAGACUGACCAGAUCCGGCCUCGCAGAACGCAGGGAACUCAUGCGAACUGCGUUCAACAAGCUCCUGAGGCCAGGUAAUUCCAGUUUACUGUCGCUAAACUGGGGUGACAUCGCGUACAAGCGAGCUAUGUGGCUCAACAAAGCAGAGAACAGAGGCCUCAGCCCAUCCCGGCUCAAGCCAAAGAUACCCGACUCAGUACUGGCGGCACGCUUCACAGAGCAGGAGUUGAAAGAGCUGGUCAUGGACAAGUAUUCGCCCAAGGAUCGCCGCGGCGAUUAUCAAGCAAUGUCGCAGUUUGUCGCAGGUGCCAGAGCCGUGGUGGACUUUACUUCAACCCAGCUCCCACUAAUUGACUAG
This is a messenger RNA of Diaporthe citri, 1392 nucleotides long. RefSeq lists its product as uncharacterized. The transcript is spliced from 3 exons. Lineage: Eukaryota; Fungi; Ascomycota; Sordariomycetes; Diaporthales; Diaporthaceae. Bases 1 to 1392 code for a protein of 463 amino acids. The record is from RefSeq and is a predicted model, not a curated record.